CCUUAGCACUCGCCGUUCGAAAAUGGCGAGUGCAUUGGCGUCCUUCGUCAGUAAAGUCCAGGACUCGUACCCGUAGAGGACCACCGGACGUAUCAGUGUGCGAUAUAUCGCGCAUUUCGUGUGUUGCUGGAGUCUUCUGGAUCGCAGGAGUUUGUGGAGCCCGUAGUAGGCACGAUUUCCCUGAACAAUGCGCCUUCGGAUUUCGCUGCUUACGUUGUUGUCCGAAGUUACGAUCGUGCCAAGGUAGCAGAACUCCUCUACCACCUCGAGAUCAUCGCCGUCAACUGAUACUCUGCUUCCGAGUCGGGCUCUAUCACGGUCAGAGCCCCCGGCAAGCAGGUACUUUGUCUUCGUCGCAUUGAUCCUCAAUCCAAUCCUAGCGGCUUCGCGUUUCAGUCGGGUGUACGCCUCGCACACCGCCGCAGAUGUCCGCCCGAUGAUGUCGAUGUCAUCCGCGAAGCCAAGGAAUUGGAGAGUUCGGGUGAAAAUCGUGCCCCGGAUGUCGAAGCCCGCGCUUCGCAUGACACCUUCCAGAGCGAUGUUGAACAGCAAACAGGAGAGUCCAUCCCCUUGCCUCAGACCCCGGUGAGAUUCGAACGCUUCUGACAGCAUGUUUGUCACUCUCACUGUUGACAUAAACACCACGAGGCCAUAACUGACAGUCGGUAUGUUGUGAUAUGCCGAGUGACGUUUAGAGACCAGGACAAGAUCGAGCGCACUCACUCUGCUACCAAACAACAGAUGGCGCUAUCUAAGCAGGAGAAAGGGAUAACUGACGAAAACGGCAGAGGAGUACAACUAGAUAUUCCCGAAAAGGGACAAAUCAGAGAUCGGUCAAAGAAAGGGUCGACUGAGGCCAAAGACAUAAGAAGCGCGCUUGAACGAAAUCAAGGGCAGUAGCAAAGGAGAAACGGUGCAAAAGAAACGUUUUUAAAGUGAAGAAAAAUAAAAGCAAUUCUCGCUCUUAAAAGUUCUACUCGCGCCUUUUCUUUCAAAAUAUCUUUGCUAAGCGAUCGUCGCAACAAUCUUUAAAAACUUUUCGUUAAAAGUUUCGUGUUACCAAAAUGCCCGCGAAUAAGUGCGAGUGUAUAAUGUGCGAUUCGCCAAACGAUAUCGAUGACAUGGUGCAGUGUCAAGAGUGUAAAAAGUGGUGCCACUUUAGUUGCGCCGGAGUUGCUGAAAGUGUGGCAGAAGAGUACUGGGUGUGUGAAAAGUGCGUAGGGAAAGGGCCAGGACCGUCGAAGAAGACGAGGCGCCCGAAGAGCGAGAAAGCGAUGGCGGUUGCAGUAGGACCAAGCCAGUAGCCCGAUCCUCUUAAAAGUGCAGAGAGAUCGGAGUCGAUGCCUGGUACUAGCGAGGAACCAUCAGCUAAGCCUCUAAAAGUCCCUACCAUUGCCAAAAGCCAUUCGAGAAAAUCUGCCUCCAGCUCCUCACGUAUAUCGGCACAAGUGGCACUCCAACGUUUGGAGAAGGAGCAAGAGUUGCAGAAACAAAAACUGCUGGCGGAGAAGCAGAAAAUGGAAGCCGAGAUUACGGCAAAAAUGGCUGAAAUGCAACUGCAACAUCAAACGCUACAAAAUGCCUUGGAAGAUGAGCUGGAAAAUCUCUCAUUUUAUUCCUCCAUCGCCAAAACUGAUAGAACAGCUGAAUGGGUGAAGCGUCAGGAACAGAAACAGCGAGAAACAACGGCCAACCCAACAGUUCGAAAUGAAGCUGAACCCUCCUCGCAGCAGAAGCUGCAGGCAAGUUCGUCAACCCCGCUGGAGAUGCCUGCACGAACGACGGCGCAUAACAUUGCACAACCCAGAGAACUCCCAACGCAAUACAGGCAAUUGGUAAGCUCGUCAAUCCCGCUCGAAACACCCGUGCGGACAGCAGCGCAGAGCAUCGCGCGAGAUAUGUUUCCGAAAAAGCUACCAAUAUUCUCCGGAUGCUCAAAGGAAUGGGCAGUGUUUCUCAACUGUUACGAGGAGACGACAAAAGCUUGUGGCUACACGGACGGUGAAAAUACCAUCAGGUUGGUAGAAUGUUUAAGAGGCCCCGCUCGAGACGCCGUCCAGUCAAAGCUGAGGUUACCCAAUGCCGCGCCUCUCAUCAUCAAGCGACUAGAAAAGCUUUUUGGAAAACCGGCCCAGCUCAUUAGGCUGCUCACGGAUAACGCGAGAAAACUCGAUCCACCGAAACCCGAACAACUGAACAGCCUGAUCACGUUCGGCCUAGAAGUGAUAAACCAGUGUGACCACCUAACGCUUAGCAACAUGCAAAGCCAUUUCAACAACCCCGAGCUAUUGGCGGAUCUGGUGGAAAAACUACCGGCUACAAGAAGGCUAGAAUGGUCUCGGUAUAAAAACCAAUUUGCCGAACCAACAUUGAAGCAUUUCGGAGAUUUUAUGGAGGCUUUGGUAGAUGACGCAUGCGACGUUACCGCUUAUGUUCCCCCCCGAACAGAUAACUCAAGGAGCUCUAGAAGUUUCCAUUCACACGUCCACGCACGACCUGCUGAAACGGAACCGACUACGAGUGUUCCGAAUGCUCCUCUACCCAGCCACGUCAAGUGUCUAUUUUGCGCCAUACGUGGACACGUUGUCAAACACUGCGAGGUGUUUAAACGGUUGAACGUGGACGAGCGAUGCGAAAACGUGGCGAAACUUCAACUCUGCUCGACCUGCCUCAAUAAACACGGGUCCAAACCGUGCCGAUCGCGAUUCCUGUGUCGUGUCCCAGGAUGCAGCGAACGACAUCAUACCUUGCUGCACCGUGGCCAGAACACAUAUCGAGAGGUGCACUACCAAGCGCAUCACCUCUCGAAACAAUCGGCAAUCUUUCGCAUCGUUCCCGUGACUGUCUACAAUAAUGGAAGAGCCGUAGAUGCAGUAGCCUUCCUGGACGAGGGAUCAUCAGUUACCCUUGUGGAAGCGGACCUGGCUCUACAAUUGGGGCUCAACGGAGAGGCAGAUCCAUUGGAGCUUUGUUGGACGUCUGACGUAUCCCGGAAAGAAGAAGCGUCUCGCCGCGUGAGCUUCGAGAUAUCAGCGAAGGGGGGAGGGCGACGCUACAAAAUAGCGGCCGCCCACACCAUAAACAAGCUAAGUCUCCCGUCUAAUAACUUUAAUUACGACACACUGAUAAGUACUUUUACUCAUCUACAGCACCUUCCGACAACAUCGCUGGAGACGGCAAGACCCACCCUGCUAAUCGGACUCAGCGAUGUGAACCUGAUACGGCCACUGGAGACACGGUUCGGACAGCCCGACGAGCCCAUCGCUGUGAAAAGCGUCCUAGGCUGGGCCAUCUACGGCCCAAACAACGAGAGUGCUACAAAGAUGAUGCUGGGAAUCCAUCAAAUCCAGCGUCAACUGGAGGAAUGUUCCUGCGUCGACUCCCGCGAAGGGGGAACAACAAGCGGUCCUUUCCCUGAGGCCCCACACGAAAACUCCCGCGGAACCCAUCGCGAAGAGGGAGUGAAUGAAGCUACUCAGGAAGGUCACACAUCUGCACAACAAUCGGUAGCUCGGCUGGAACAAAAGAAAAACUGCGUACAAUACCCGAUCUAGCAAGUGCCUUACGAAGUAGCUACCAGCGAAUGAUAAUCCUCUCCGAGGCUAUGUGGGAUCGUUGGUUGAAAGAAUACAUACCAACACUGAACCGUCGAACCAAAUGGCUAAAACCCUGUAAGCAGCUUCAAAUAGGGGAUCUAUGUUUCAUAACUGAAGGUCCGAGGAAGGAAUGGUUACGAGCGAUAGUGGAAGAAACGUUCCCAGGGAAAGAUGGUAUCGUUCGACAAGCUUUAGUCCGCACUGCCACAGGUAAAAUGCUAAAGCGUCCCACAGUUAAGCUAGCAGUAAUAGAUGUUGAAGUAGAUCAGGAGCAACACCACCAAAAAGCUCAGCAGGGAUAAUACCGGAAACAGAAGUAGUGAACGGCAAACUCGUGCAAGCAGAUGCGUUCACGGGGUAGAGAAUGUUGACAUAAACACCACGAGGCCAUAACUGACAGUCGGUAUGUUGUGAUAUGCCGAGUGACGUUUAGAGACCAGGACAAGAUCGAGCGCACUCACUCUGCUACCAAACAACAGAUGGCGCUAUCUAAGCAGGAGAAAGGGAUAACUGACGAAAACGGCAGAGGAGUACAACUAGAUAUUCCCGAAAAGGGACAAAUCAGAGAUCGGUCAAAGAAAGGGUCGACUGAGGUCAAAGACAUAAGAAGCGCGCUUGAACGAAAUCAAGGGCAGUAGCAAAGGAGAAACGGUGCAAAAGAAACGUUUUUAAAGUGAAGAAAAAUAAAAGCAAUUCUCGCUCUUAAAAGUUCUA
This is a messenger RNA of Anopheles gambiae (African malaria mosquito), 4310 nucleotides long. RefSeq lists its product as uncharacterized. The transcript has 2 exons. NCBI's taxonomy places the organism in Eukaryota, Metazoa, Arthropoda, Insecta, Diptera, Culicidae. The record is from RefSeq and is a predicted model, not a curated record. Bases 1341 to 3554 code for a protein of 737 amino acids.